Mucor velutinosus is the source of this 1581-nucleotide messenger RNA. RefSeq lists its product as uncharacterized. The transcript is spliced from 4 exons. Bases 1 to 1581 code for a protein of 526 amino acids. Gene Ontology annotation, cellular component: intracellular membrane-bounded organelle. Lineage: Eukaryota; Fungi; Mucoromycota; Mucoromycetes; Mucorales; Mucoraceae. Gene Ontology annotation, molecular function: phosphatidylinositol binding. The record is from RefSeq and is a predicted model, not a curated record.
AUGUUGAAUCAGGGGGCUUCUUUACGGCCCUUUCAUCUACGCAUACUAUUCCCACAUCUACUCACAUUGCCAAAGACAGAUCCGAGACGAACAAAAGCACCCACAUCAAUCACUCAGUCCACAGCCAUCGACCUCGAACUAUACACUUACUUUGCAUUACUAUUGCGAGAUUUCAUACAUCCUUGGUACAAACUUUUAUCAACAGACGAGGAUCUCAGUGCUGAAAUUAUAGAUCUACUGACCUUGAUUGUACAGAAGCUAGAAAAGAGAUUAUGUGAAGAGGUGGAUUGGACGGAGCUGAUAUUGCUUGAUCUACCCAAGCUAUUGUCCAUACACUAUCACGACUACAGACAAGCAAAGCGACGCAUAUACAUGGAUCAUGGCAGUGGAGGCAGCUCCUUGGUAGACUUGUUUCACGGCAUGCAACCUCAUUUCGCACUACAGCCUGUGGAAAAUAGAGAGAGAGAAUACCUAGCUGCAUUAACCGAGUCAUUGCUCAAGAUCCUGCUGCAGCCCAAAGACUAUAACAGCGAUUGCGUUCGGCAUUUAGUGAGAGAGAUACUGUCCAACUUGGUGCUAUCCAACUUGAUUGAAUCGUUAGCGGAUCCCUACACCAUACACAUGAUUAUUUGUAAGUUGUUGGGGUCAUAUGAGACGACACUGGAUGAGUUGGAAGUAUCUGCCCAAUUUCAAGAAACCUAUUUCAGUGCGCUUACCAACGGACAAUCACCACACAAAUUAAAACAAGAGUCAAAAAACACUCAGUUUGUGAGCAGCAAUGAUAUCAAGGCUGCUGCUGCUGCCAAAAAAGAAGAAGAGGCCGAGAGCCUAACAAAACAAAUGCAGCGAUUACAACAAGAGCGACGAAAAAAGGAAGGAAAUUCAGGACAAACGAUCCUGGAGGAAGAGGAUCUGCCGCAACAACAACCUCAGGAACCGAGAAAGCGAUUCUCGUUUGCUUAUAUUACAUUGCAAGUGAUACUUGCACCAUUCCGCACAUUUUGGAUGUAUAUCAUGGCCACCAUGACACAAUCACAGGAGCAUUAUCACAGAGUCAAUCAGCACAAGAAGAGGACCCGUCAGAUGCGACUUGUCGAGCCUUUGAUGGAGUUUGUCUUUAUAGCCAGUCAAGUAGAAGAACGACCGGUGUUGCAAUGGGCGUGGCAAAUGAUGGCCAUGUUCUUUUGGCCCUUGAUCCGAGUGUUUGGUGGUGGUCUGCUGAUUGACAAGUUUUUGGAACAGACAGUGUUGCAUGUGUUGAGUGAGGAUCAUGUCGUGUUUUAUCUGCGGUUGGGGUGUGAUCUGUUAUGGCCCGAUGGUGUGUUUAUUCAAAGAGCGGAUCCGCCUACCCCAUUGCAGAGGGAGCAAAUGAGAGAAAGAGCAGAGCGGCUAUUAACAGUAGCUAUUCCAGCUAAUCUGCGAGGCAUUUUGUUUGAAGCAAAGGAUCUAAAUCAGCUACAGAUCCAUGUUCAUGACAUGCUUGAACCUCUGCAGAACAAGCAAAUCAACAAGCAUUUACUGUACCUGCUGGUGGAUCUGAUAUUGACUAAGGUUUUACCUGAACUACUUACUAGCAACUAA